AUGUCAAGUUUAGUACAAACAAAUGCAUGGAAAAAUUUAAAAAAACUUUAUGAUACUGUUGGAAUUAAUCUUAAUCUUCGACAAUUAUUUUCUAAUGAUGAAAAACGUUUUCAACAUUAUACAUUAGAAAUUACUACAACGGAUGGACUAUUAUUAUUUGAUUAUUCAAAAAAUUUAAUUAAUGAUGAAAUUUUACGUGAAUUAUUUGCAUUAUGUCGAGAAUGUAAGAUUGAAGAACAACGAACAAAAAUGUUUAGUGGAGAUAUAAUUAAUUUUACUGAAAAACGUGCUGUUUUACAUACUGUUUUACGUACACCAAAAGAUGGAAAAGAAGUUUUAGUUGAUGGUAAAAAUGUUUUACCUGAUGUUCAUCGAGUUUUAGAACAAAUGAAAACAUUUUCUGAAACAAUUCGUAAUGGACAAUGGAAAGGUUAUACAGGAAAAUCUAUUACAGAUGUUGUUAAUAUUGGUAUUGGAGGAUCGGAUCUUGGUCCAUUAAUGGUUACUGAAGCAUUGAAAGUAAGAUAG
Molecule: messenger RNA, 528 nt
Organism: Rotaria sordida
Lineage: Eukaryota; Metazoa; Rotifera; Eurotatoria; Philodinida; Philodinidae
Source: the annotation of a GenBank genome assembly